Messenger RNA from Rotaria socialis, 510 nucleotides. The record is from the annotation of a GenBank genome assembly. Lineage: Eukaryota; Metazoa; Rotifera; Eurotatoria; Philodinida; Philodinidae.
AUGCUACCAGAAAAAGAAACGAAAAUAACGGUUUUAAAUCCAUCAUUAGCGUCAUACGAUCAACUGGAAAACAAUUUUCACGAUUCCGUUUCAUGUCCAUGUCAAAAUAUUGCCGUAUUAUAUGACGUAAUUCUAUCGAUUGAAUCAAUCUAUCAUCAGAAAAAAUUAAAUGAUUCAAUCUACUCACGAUUUUCACCAACUACGAGCAUUAGUGUCAUUGUUGGUGAACUUUUCAUUGAGAUAUGGAUAAAUCAAAGUUCUUAUGAGAGCUAUUAUGCAGCAUGUGAACCUCAAUAUUGCCGCUAUGAAUACACUAGACGUAAUGAUCUAUUGUAUUUAUUAACAUCUUUACAUGGUGUCAAUGGAGGUCUUACUGUUGGACUACGUUUUUUUGUAUGGAACGCAGUGAUGAUUUUUGAAAAAAUAAAACAUCGAAUUGGUAUACCUUUUAAUUUGGCUCAGCUAUCGGUGUCGCCGUUCAUCAUCGCGGGGAAUCCGGCCUUGGCCUGA